Messenger RNA from Prunus armeniaca (apricot), 861 nucleotides. NCBI's taxonomy places the organism in Eukaryota, Viridiplantae, Streptophyta, Magnoliopsida, Rosales, Rosaceae. The record is from the annotation of a GenBank genome assembly.
AUGGCAAACUUGUAUAUUCCUUGGAUUUUCUUAGUUCAAACACUAACACUAUUUGCCAAAUGCAGAGGUAAAGUUCCAGCAGUCAUAGUGUUUGGAGAUUCUUCCGUUGACUCAGGUAACAACAACUUCAUUCCAACAAUUGCCAGGAGCAACUUUCAGCCUUAUGGUCAAGAUUUUCCGGGAGGCCAAGCCACGGGGCGGUUCUGCAACGGCCGAAUUCCUUCUGACCUCAUCUCUGAUGGUCUAGGCCUUAAGCCAACCAUACCUGCCUACUUGGAUCCAAUGUAUAACAUAUCAGAUUUUGCUACUGGUGUUUGCUUUGCUUCUGCAGGAACCGGCUAUGAUAAUAAAACUUCUGAUGUUGCUCGUGUGAUUCCACUGUGGAAGGAAGUAGAAUACUACGAGGAAUACCAGAAGAAAUUAAAAGCCUAUCUUGGAAAUAAGAAGGCAAAAACAUUACUAAGUGAGGCUUUAUAUUUGAUUAGCAUAGGAACAAAUGACUUCCUUGAAAACUACUAUACAUUACCGGACCGACAAUCCCAGUUCACCAUGAAGCAGUACGAGAACUUCCUGAUCAAUCUUGCAGCAAAUUUUGUGAAGAAACUAUAUGUUCUUGGGGCUCGGAGGAUGUCCCUAGCAGGGCUUCCUCCAAUGGGGUGUUUGCCAUUGGAAAGGACCACAAAUAUCAUGGGACUGCAUGGAUGUGUGGAUGAACGCAACAAUGUGGCUUUGGAGUUUAAUCGGAAGUUGAAGGGGAUGGUGGCAAAGCUAAACAAGCAGCUUCCAGGGCUUGAGGCCGUAUAUGGAGAUGAUUGGAGGAAGCAAGAGUGGGAUGCUGUGGCACGGGUAGAUUUGAGAUGA